Molecule: messenger RNA, 2442 nt
Organism: Spea bombifrons (plains spadefoot toad)
Lineage: Eukaryota; Metazoa; Chordata; Amphibia; Anura; Pelobatidae
Gene: NAGLU
Product: N-acetyl-alpha-glucosaminidase
Exons: 6
Coding region: 66-2348 (760 amino acids)
Source: RefSeq, a predicted model, not a curated record
GAGAUCAGAUAUUGAGCUCCGCUCUACAUUCUAGAGAAGAGACCUGAUCUGGAUCUUGUUCUAGAAUGCAGACACUUUUGUUGUUUAUCAUUCUCCAUGCUUCCUUUGGAGAAGUCUUCCCAGGACGUGUAUUCCAAACCCUCUCCCACUUAAAACCCCAGAAAAGCGAUGAUGUGCAGACCGGCGCGGUACGAGAUUUGCUACAAAGAUUGAUCGGCGACCGAGUGAAAGAGUUUCUAGUAACUGUAAAUGCCUCUUUAGCUGGCAAGGAUGGUCUGGACACUUAUCAGCUGAGCUCGCUGGGGGCCGGAAAGGUGUCUGUUGCCGGGAGCAGCGGUGUGGCAGCUGCCACGGGAUGUUACUAUUACUUGAAAUACUACUGUGGAUGCCACAUCUCAUGGUCAGGAGUUCAGCUGCAGCUGCCUUCUACUCUUCCAUCGGUGGCUUCAACAGUUACGGUUAAAACACCAAACAGGUUCCGUUACUAUCAAAAUGUCUGCACCUCCAGUUACUCAUUCGUCUGGUGGGAUUGGACUCGCUGGGAAAAGGAAAUAGACUGGAUGGCCCUCAAUGGCAUUAAUAUGCCCCUGGCUUUCACAGGUCAGGAAGCUAUUUGGCAACGGGUUUAUUUGUCUUUGGGCCUGAACCAAUCAGAAAUUGAUAACUUCUUCACUGGACCAGCUUUUUUGGCCUGGGGGCGAAUGGGAAAUAUUCACACUUGGGCUGGCCCUCUGUCUUCUUCAUGGAUGGAAAAUCAGUUGUUCUUGCAGUAUAAAAUUCUGGCGAGAAUGAGGUCUCUAGGAAUGAUCACAGUAUUGCCAGCAUUUUCCGGACACAUCCCACAAGGCAUUGUAAGGGUGUUUCCUACGGUAAACGUAACCAGGCUUGGCGGGUGGAGCAAUUUCAACUGCACCUAUUCCUGCAGCUACCUUCUGGACCCUGAAGAUCCUCUUUUCCUGAAGAUAGGAGGCCUUUUUAUGAGGGAGAUGAUCCGGGAGUUUGGGACUGACCACAUUUACAACUCUGACACUUUUAAUGAGAUGAAUCCCACCUCUUCUGAUCCAGCGUACUUGUCAACAAUCAGCAGUGCCAUAUUUAAAUCCAUGGCAGAUGUGGAUCCGGAUGCCAUUUGGCUGAUGCAAGGUUGGCUAUUUGUUAACAGUCCAUCAUUUUGGAAACCUGCACAGGUUCGUGCCCUCCUACAUGGAGCACCUAUUGGAAGAAUUAUUGUACUGGAUCUGUUUGCAGAGACUACACCAGCUUACCGAACCACACAAUCAUUUUUUGGUCAACCAUUUAUCUGGUGCAUGCUCCAUAACUUUGGAGGAAACCAUGGGUUAUUUGGGAAAGUUGAAAGUAUCAACAAAGGACCAUUUGAUGCCAUUUCUUUUCAAAACUCCACUAUGGUCGGCACAGGGCUUACUCCAGAAGGCAUAGAGCAGAAUGAUAUGAUAUACGAGUUGAUGAAUGAAAUUGGUUGGCGUUCUGAACCCCUCAAUUUGACUCAGUGGAUCUCCAGCUAUGCAGACAGGCGUUAUGGUCAGAAAAAUUCUAAUGCCAGGGCAGCAUGGCAGAUGCUACUGAGUAGUGUCUACAAUUGUACACAGAAUUGGAAGGACCACAACCACAGCCCUCUAGUCAGACGACCAUCUUUAAAAAUGAACACAGAAAUUUGCUAUGAGCAAAAUGACCUCUUUGAGGCUUGGAGGCUCAUGCAUGCUGCUUCAUCUACAAUGGCCAACAGUAAAACCUUCUUGUAUGAUCUGGUAGACGUUACCAGGGAAUCUGUACAGCAGCUAGUAACCGCAUACUAUGUGGAGAUCAAGUCUGCAUAUGAACAUCAGGAUUUACAGAAACUAAUGACUGCAGGUGGUGUUCUGGUUUAUGAUCUCCUGCCCGAACUUGAUGCCCUCCUUUCCAGCCAGCCGCAGUUCUUGCUUGGGCGUUGGCUGGAAGCAGCUAGUUUAAUGGCAUCCACCAAAGAUGAAGCUGCUUUGUAUGACAUGAAUGCGCGUAAUCAGCUCACUUUAUGGGGUCCUGAUGGUAAUAUACUGGACUAUGCCAACAAACAACUGGGUGGACUAGUGCAAGACUAUUAUCAGGAGCGGUGGAGUCUCUUUGUGUGGUACUUGGUAGAGAGUCUUAGCACGCAAGUGCCCUUCAGUCAAACAAAGUUUAACAAAGCUGUCUUUAGCGUUGAAAAGGGCUUUAUCUACAAUGGAAAGGUCUAUAGUUCCCACCCAACAGGAGACACUAUAGAGAUUGUCAGACAUAUUUUCCUGAAGUAUUAUCCACAUAUUGUUAAGGUUGGUCACAGUAGACGGAAACAUAGAAUUACACUGCAGUAAAAAAAAACGGGGGGGGGGGGGGAGUACAUGCACAAGGCAUGUUUUUUGUGUCAAAUAAUCCUCAAGUUUAUUAAAAAAACAAAAAAAAACAAAA